GGCGAAAUAAACACAGGCAGAGUUAUUUUUUUCCUCCUCCUCCGCUUUGAAACAGCGAAGUGCUCCAGAGACGGUUUCUGUAGAAACGAGAUAAUAUAGUCGCGAGCUUUCGUUCACGAGCCCAAGUUGCUCAAAGUGUCUCGCACGCGCUGUAAUUAACAGCUUUCACCGGCGGAGAGGACGUUGUCUCGUGGCACUCUCGGUAAUAUCGUUUAUUGCCUUGUUAUUUUUUUUUAUUUAUUUAUUUUUGCCUGUUAGCAUGUGUUCUGCCAUUUACUGCUUUGAAAACAACACAAUUUAUAACAAUUCGUGGGGAAAAUAGGAGUGAGUGGCGGCUCGUGUGUUAUUUGAUGUGUUUCUUUAAUGCUGUGUUUUAUAUGGCCGCGACGCAAUUUUGUUUGGCGUGAGCACGAAGUUGAUUUUAAAGAUUAACGCCAGAAAUGACUUAUUGCCGUCAUUCUCAUAUAGAUGAGUCAUGUGGGAUUUUUUCCCGUCACCUUUAGAUGCGUAAAAGCCUUCGGAAAAUACCGGACACUGCCAAAAUGUCAAACCACUUUCAACAUGGCGGGUUAUGGUGAUCGUAGGGGGAAAACUGCGCCUUAAAAUCUUUGAACGAGGAAAAAAUAAAACGACGGCAGAUAAAGCGUCCGGUUCGGUUUCUUUUGGUGGACAUGGACGAGGUUUAAUCAAUUAAAUUCAAAGUGUGCAUUUGGCAACUCCGUGGGAGUUUUUUUCCGCUGCAGUUUUGAGUGUGCAAAGUACAUGACCGGAGUGCCAGCCAGCCUGCUGGUCGGCUACACCCCUCACAGCCUCAUCUUCCUUAUGUGCACUUAACGUUUCCUCUUUCACUUUUAUCAAAAAUGCUGUGGCUCAUUCGAUGCUUCUAGAUCGCCGUGUGUCAGAUUAAUACUGUUUUCCUUAUAAAACCAACAGGGUGAUUUUGAUCCCCCCUGCAAUCUUAGAUUAAUAUGUUGACGUUGGCACAGUCGGGCGAGAAAAAAUUCUUUCGCUGUGUUGUUUUCUCUGCGGGGAUUUCUUUUUUUUUUUCUGAGUGAUUAAGCAGAUAAUUGGGUAAAACCACAUGCGUAUUUAUUUAAUUAUUUCUCUUUUUCUUUGCGAGGUGCUUCGCAAAAAUCAAUUUCUUUCUUUUUUAGUGGCUUUACAAUAUUCCAGAGGAUUCCACCUCCUGAUUAAAUUCGUCACCAUAAUGAGCAGAAACAAUAAAGACUGUGGGUAACGGAGCCCCAGAUAGAGGUUCGCAAUGAAUAAAUCAUGCUUUUAGACUUCUUGUGGCUCCAAAGAUUUUUUCCACGACGCUGCGAGUGGGAAUGCGUGAGCGCAGGCGUGCGGAUAAAGGGAAAACGCCUAAAAUGAGCACUUUUAAAGGAGAAAAUGCGAAGAUGGUCAUAAUGUUAAACAUACAUAAUCCAUUUUCUCCACGGGAAAGACCAAUACGAGUCCAGCUGAUUAUCAUUUUUGGUGGUUUGGCUUUUUAUUUAUUCAUUUAUUUUAAAAGUGUCAUCCAACAGCCAUUUAUCACGUGGCUGGUUUUCUUGAUCAGGCAUUGUAUGCUAAUCCACUGGUGAGUGUUUCAGGAGAAGAGGCAAUCACAUAUUCUGCACAGAUAAGAGAAGCAAAGAUAGAAAGAGUCCAGUUCUUUCUGUUCUUCUUUCUUUCUUUCUUUCUGCUGGCAUCACACUUACUCUCCCCCCUUAUUUGAAUAAGGGGAGGAGGUAGGCAAAUAUCAGCUUCUCCUCCUGCUUUCCAAAAGCCUUGGAUUUGCAGGCUGUCCAUGUUAUGCAAGUGUGUUUUGUGGAAGUUGUAAGAACGCUCUGGGAUGUGGGAGUUUCACCCCUUGUUUCCUCUCUCUUUUAUUUAUUUAUUUAUUUGUGGUCCUGAGGGGCAGAUGCUUGUUUGCCCGACGUCAUUUCAUGCUUAUGUUUUCAGUGAGGGAUCACAGGCAGUUCUAAUUGGGGAAUAAAGCACAUUGGGUGCGUUGUGUGCACAUCUAUGUUAAAAACAGCAGGAAUUAAGAGUUAGAAACAGAGGACAAAUUGUUAUAUGAUGACAUCCUGUUGCCAAGAGGAAACAACUCUUGGAUAGCUCUAAAAGAAGAGAACCUAAUACGGAGUAAUGCAAUAAAACCCAAGCCCAUGCAGUGGUAGUUAAUCUCCUAAAUCCCCUAUUAAAUCUUUGGCAUGGAUGGGUUUAGAGAAAGGCAAGAAGACAGCACGUGGAUGCCCGAGCGCCCCAUCAGGGGCUAAUCAAUUUAAAAAAAAAAUCUUCUCAAUCCGAGACAAUUGGGGCACAAAUGUCCUGCGUCUGAGAUUAAACACUCUCAGAGCAGUUUAAUCCCCUGGUGACCAAUCUGGGCUGUUUCCUCCAGGAGGCUGCAGGUCAGCAGGCUUCAUCAAGUACAAACGCGAAACUCCCAGAAAAAAACUCCUUCAAAAAUUUGGCUUGUUUUUUGGAUGAACGCUGAGGGGAACUGUUAACACUGAGUCAGAACAAACAAACGUCCCUCAGGGUUUGGAAAACUUGUUUAUCCAGUGAGGGAUCAAUUUAAGGAAAAGCUCAGCUUGCACUGGUAUGGAGUUGUCAGUGUAGAAAACAUUGUUGUUUAAGCCGACUUCCAGUGGUUCAUUGCAAUAUUUAAUUUUAUGUAGGAGGAUAGGGGGAGUUUAGUUCUCCUGUUUCCAAACUUUACACGCAUAGAAAUUAAUUUUAAAGCCUGUGUCUUGUGAAAACUCAUUGUAAAGCACCUUUAGGCACAUAGAUGUGAGCUUUCUUUCCUCAAGACCCCAAAGUACUUCAUUAAUUUGAUAAAAUGAGCAUAUGUGACCUUUUAUUCCAGAGACUAUUCAAAGAGUUUACAAGUAUAAUAAAUAUGUGCAGUGACUUCUAGGGAAAUGAGCAAUGCUAGCCAAAAGUAUUUGAGCAAUGACACAUUUCCUGUUUUUUUUUGUGUUUUUUUUUUUUUUUGACUUCCAGCAUACUGGAAAUAAAACCUUCAGCUUAAAUGUUUCGAGGGUGUUCUCAUCAUGUAUUGAGCUAAUUAGUGUGGGGAAUGGUUGAUGCGUUUUAAAAAAAAAACAAAAAACAUUCUGCCUCCAGUUGCUGGGAAGUGCAGGUGGACAAUGAUAGGGCUGCAGUCGCUGCACUUUUCAUCUCGUGUGGUUGUUAAAGCCCUCAAAUUAAAGCUCAAAGUCACUUUAACCACAGGGCUUACUCUCUUUCUUUCAGUUCAGAGAAAACGGGCUACAGUGUAGCACCAAAACAGCUCAGAAAGGUGCAUUGUUCCUCGCCCUAUUGAGGGCUGUGUAUACAUGGUGCAAUUUUUCAAAGGUUUGAGGCAACCUAGUGCUACAGUGACUCAGAUGGAUGUAGGAUUUGUUGUGCUUCAUUUCUGUUGAAACAAAUUAGAUGGAGUUGAAGCUGAGAGUAUUGAGAACAAGUUCAAUAACACCAGUGUUACUGACUCAUCGUUUCAUGGCUGUAACUUCUCUUCAAAUUUUUCGGUGGAAGUAAAGACUGGAGAGGAAAAAAAAACAUUUCACAUAUGUGUUUCUUAUGAUGGGUGAACAGGCGAAGAAGUGUGUUUUGAAAUUCUGGAUUAGGCAGAACUAAAACUGGUAAAAAUCUGAUAUUUUAAAGUUCAAACAGGAGGUUAUGACUUUGGGAGUCAAUUGUCAUGCAUUGCAAAUUUACAUCAGCUCAAAAAUCUUAGAGCUAUCCAAUGUACGAUGAUAUAAAAUCGACAAAAGCUGCAAAUUGUGGAUCGUUGUUUCUGUUUUUAAAAUAACAAACCAUAAAAAGUAGUUAAAAGAUGUCAAUCAGGCUCUAGAUUGCUUUGCUGAGGUGUUGAAAUAAGCAGAUGUAGAGUGAAUGUGAAACUGCAAGUUUUUAAAGAGAAUUUUAAGGAAAAGAAACAAGAGCUGCUCAUCCUCUUCCUACUGUUUGAUAGCAGUGUUUGAGCACUCUGAUGAGUUUAAUGAGUGCUGUGGAAGGCUGCUGACGACAGUGAUGUAUCAGUGCUGAAGAUUGUAGUGUACUUAGGCAGAGAGUGGGGGAUAAGGGCAGCAAACAGCAGCGUCAUGUGAGCCAAAUUAGCUCAGCGUGUUGUUUACGCAAUGGAUGCACGCCGGAGCCACUGUGGGACGCAAGGGGGUGUGUGUUCUGUGGUGGGGGAUGGCGCGCACACACACACAGUUAGUUGUUGAGGCUGUCACAGCCUUUGUGCUGCAGCCUCACAGUUCUACAUACACUCGCAGCUCCAACAGGCGUGCGAGGACGAGGAGAAGUGUUUUCCUUUCCUGUGGAUUUUAAGGCUCUUUCCUUUGUUCUCUUUUUUGGAAGCAGGACUUCAGUGUGUUUUCAUCAGAGGAUUGCUGGAUGCGCAUCACAGUUUUGUUUUAUUUCUUCUUUUUUUUUCCCCAUGUGGGUGCACAUCAGGUUGGGUACUUAAUCACGGAGUAUUUUUUGCUCUUUUGGAUAUUUAUUUUCAAAGUUGAGAGCAACAACCCCAUGAGCUUGGAGUUGUUUUCUUCUUGAUUGAGGAUCGCUGUGUGACAGCAACAUGCCUCAGCUCUAAUUGCCAGGUUGAUGAAAAUGGGUGUAAGUCGGUGAGUGAUUCAUUGGUGAUGUGACUGCAUGACCAAGAACAACCACCAGGGCUGUCAAGGAAGGCGAGAGAUGCUGUGAAGAAGAAUUGAAAGAUCUCAGGUUUAAAGGUUAAUGCUCAACAGGAAGUCAAACGGGCAGCAUGCAGUCUCACACUCAGGAGCAGCCACUGGCCCUCACUACAGUGAAGCCACACUAUCCCACCAAUGGGAAAGAAGAAGAGGUGAACACAGAUGCAGAUUCGAUGGAGGAAGAGGUGGAGUUUAACUGGGAGGAGUACCUGGAGGAGAAUGGGGCCGACGCUGCCCCUCACACCAACUUCAAGCAUGUGGAGAUCAGCCUUCAGAGCAGCUUCCAGCCUGGCAUGAAGCUCGAAGUGGCCAAUAAGAGCAACCCAGACACUUAUUGGGUGGCCACCAUCAUCACUACAUGUGGCCAGCUGCUGCUCCUGCGCUUCAGUGGCUACGGCGAGGACCGCAAGGCUGACUUCUGGUGUGAUGUCAUGACAGCUGAGCUGCACCCAGUUGGCUGGUGUGCACAAAACAACAAGACCCUCAUGCCCCCUGAAGCCAUCAAGGAGAAACACAGCGACUGGACAGAGUUCCUUAUUCAGGACCUGACGGGUGCCAGAACGGCACCGGCCAACCUGCUGGAAGGGCCUCUACGAGGCAAGAACACAGUUGAUCUGAUUGUCGACGGAUCGGUGUUGGAGCUUCAGGACCUUUUAGACCCUUACCUUUACUGGCCUGUACGAGUCAUCCAGAACGUUGGAGGGAGGCUCCGCCUGCGGUAUGCUGGCCUCUCUGAAGAGUACCACGAUCAUGACACGUGGCUGUUCUAUCUGGACGUCAGGCUCCGGCCCCUCGGCUGGGCCCAGGAAAACUGCCUGACCUUAGAACCGCCAACAGAGCUCAGGUCUACGAAGAGCACCUCCGACUGGCAGCAGGCUCUAGAGGAUGCUCAGCUUGAUGGACAGAAGAAUCCAUUACCUCUGGAGGUGUUCAAGAACCUGCCCAAGCACUCAUUCAAGAUGGGUAUGAAGCUGGAGAUGGUUUCUCCAUGGGAGCAGCUCCAGAUCUGCCCUGUUUCUGUCACAAAGGUCUACAAUGAGUUCUACUUCCAGGUGAUGUUGGAUGACCUCUCUGCUGAAGCCAAGCCACACUUUGUGGUGUGUCAUGCCAACUCUCCUGGCAUCCUGCCUGUCCAGUGGUGUAUGAAGAACGGUGUGAGUCUGGAGAGGCCUCGGGCCUACGAGGGCCAGGACUUUGACUGGGCUGACUACCUGAAGCAGAGCGGGACAGAAGCAGCUCCUGACGCCUGUUUUCCUGAUACAUGGCAGAGCAGAGACUUUGCCAAGGACAUGUGGCUGGAGGCAGUGAACCCUCACCGACCGGCUGAGGUGUGUGUGGCUCAGGUCACACAGGUCAGAGGACGCCUGCUGUGGCUCCGACUGGAAGGUGUGCCGAAGCCUCUGUCAGAGUGCAUCGUGGAUGUCGAGUCCAUGGACAUCUUCCCUGUCGGCUGGUGCGAGGCCAACGCUUACCCUCUGACCCCUCCAAUCAAACCUGUCUGCCAGAAGCAGAAGAAGAUAGCAGUGGUCCAGCCAGAGAAACAGUUGGCUCGUUCCCAGCCUGUCGAGGCGAGUCCUGUCAACCACUGCCAGCCUGCCGCCUUGGAUCCAGGUUCAGCUAAUGGAAGAUACUGCUGCUCCAAGAUUUUUGUCAACCACCGCUGUUUCUCAGGACCCUACCUCAACAAGGGACGCAUCGCAGAGCUGCCGCAGGCUGUCGGACCUGGAAAAUGCACACUGGUCCUCAAAGAGCUGCUGAGCAUGCUGAUCAACGCUGCCUACAAGCCUGGACGAGUAUUGAAGGAGCUGCAGGAGCUGGAGGAUCAGAGCUGGGACUGCCAAGAGGAGACCCUCAAAGCCAAAUAUAAAGGAAAAACGUAUCGUUCCACCAUACGGAUUGUCCGCCUAGCAGACCAGAUCCCAGAUUUCUGCCGUAAAGUGUGUGUGAAACUACAGUGCUGCCCGAACCUCUUCAGCCCCAUCCUCGUUACUGACAAGUGCCCAGAGAACUGCUCCGUCCAAACAAAAACCAAAUACACCUAUUACUAUGGGAAGAAGAGGAAGCUAUCCAAGCCCACUGCAGGAGAGGAGACAGCAGAGGGAGAGCUGGCCAAGCCGACGCGCCGCAGGAAGAAGAGGAAAGCUAUCUUUGUGCAGAAGAAAAGACGCUCCUCUGCUGUGGACUACACUCCCGCUGGCUCCCCGCAGGACAGUGAUGAGGGAGAGGAGGAUGAAGAGAUGGCGUUGCAGUCGGGCAGCGAGGGCACCAGCUCGGAACCUCGCGAGGACCACACAGACACCUCAUCGGUGGAGGUGACCAGCAGCCGUCCUCGCCGGGCCACGGCGCUGCGCAGGGCCGUCAGCGCGGGAAACCCGGCACUCGGCCCGGCACUCAGCCCGGAGGCUCCCGCAGGUCGCAGGAGGUCAACUCGCUCGCUGUCUGCGUACAACCAGAACAGCAAGUACCAGCCCGCCAAAGGACAAGACAUGCAGGUGGAGGAGGAGGAAGGUCAGCUGGUUUUGGACAGAAACCCUCUGGAGUGGAGCGUAGAUGAAGUCGUCCAGUUCAUUAACUCUACCGACUGCGCAUCUCUGGCUGGCAUUUUCCAGGAGCAGGACAUCGAUGGUCAGGCCCUGCUGCUGCUGACUCUGCCCACAGUCCAGGAGUGUAUGGACUUGAAGCUCGGGCCUGCCAUCAAGCUGUGUCACCAGAUCGAGCGUGUCAAAGUUGCCUUCUACAAACAGUACGCCAACUGAUGGAGGAGCAGCGACAGGAGCAAGCCUGGAAAUGUUGGAUUACGUGGAUUUCCAAAUUAUUUUGGCAGUCGGUUACUUUGGAUAAGCACACACCGAGGGACAGCAGGAGGAUGUUUCCAGAUGAGAAGCUGAAGGAUUAAUUUCUGGGAUACUAUCUGUGUGAAAAUGAUAUGCAGUACCCACGAAAAACAAAAAAACUUCCUUACUGUCGACUCCGGCAGAACCGAACACACUGAGCUGAUCUGUGUGCUCUACUGAUCUGUGAAGAAGCUGAGGACUUGUUUUUUUUUCUCUUACUUUUCAUUUCCAUUUGAUUUGUCAUAGAGGAGCAUCAUAGCAAUUAAGUUUUAAAAAUUAUAAUCAUGAAGAGUUUUCCCUUUUUUUCUGUGUGGCAUAAUCGGUUCAGAAAAUAUAAUCGGAAAGUAUUUAACAAACCAAGAAUUAAUAUAUUUGGAAUAUUUAUUGUUACCCUUAUUUAUAAGGAGUGAUUAUCCAUUUGGAUUUUUGAGGAAAAAAAUUGGAGAUGUAUAUCACAAUGUACGUAUUAGCUAAUCUUUAUUGAAAACGGGAAACUAUGGUAUGAAUUUAUUCAGUUCAAAUAAGCAUCCCAUGUGUUUGAGAGAAGAACACACUGGAAUAGUCUUACUCUCUUCUCAUUGUUACAGUCACAUGAAUCAAUCAUGGAAGCUAUUUUGUGUCCAUCUAUGCAAUUCUGUUGCAGAUAUUUUUGAUAAGUAAGAAAAUAAAUUUCUAUUGAUUUUUA
Haplochromis burtoni (Burton's mouthbrooder) is the source of this 8210-nucleotide messenger RNA. It is a transcript of the gene sfmbt2, whose product is annotated as Scm like with four mbt domains 2. Lineage: Eukaryota; Metazoa; Chordata; Actinopteri; Cichliformes; Cichlidae. The record is from RefSeq and is a predicted model, not a curated record. The transcript has 20 exons. Gene Ontology annotation, biological process: regulation of DNA-templated transcription. Bases 4763 to 7447 code for a protein of 894 amino acids. Gene Ontology annotation, molecular function: histone binding; transcription corepressor activity. Gene Ontology annotation, cellular component: nucleus.